UUUCCAUCCCUUUCCUCUGCCUUACACCGCACACCCACUGGCACCCUCCCAGAGUCAGGACCGUGGAACACGCCAAGACAGUUUAUAAUUUCCGAGACAAGAUGUUCCUUCCGUACCAGCUAAUGCACCCAACGGCUUUUUUCUUUUUAUUAUUUUUGCAACUGUCCUUCUGUUGUCUGCCCAUUCCAUCUUGUUGCUUUUUUGAGAUACCGGCACUCGAGCAGACUACCUGCUCUCCAGCUCUUUCCCCCCCCUUCCCUCCCCAUUUCCUUCCAUCAGGCUCUUCCGAGUCCGGUGACCCCAAGGAGGUGGGGAGUAGGGAAUUACGUAAACUUUCCCGCCUAGUGCCUAUAGCAGUUGAGAGGAAUGUCUUUUUCUCACCUCCUUCGCGCCCCGGAACAAGGGGCUUGGGUACCUGAACGUGGGUUCUGCACGGUAGAGUCUGGUAGUCGUGGUUAGAUUAUCUGUGGUGCUUUUUUUUUUUUCUCUUUUCUUUUUUUCAUUCUCAUUUUCCCUUUCCCUUUCUUUUCUUUUUUCUGCCCUCUUUUUCCUUUUCCUUCCGCCACCAAAACGCUAUCGGUAAUCCAUAUCUCGACUACACGCGAACGACGAUGAUAUGGUGGGCAAUGGAAAUGCACCGGCUGUGGGUUGGGUUGACCGCACGCCAACCGAUCUCCCACUUGCCCCCCUGCUAUUACCCCAUUCAUUCUGCUCUGUGCCUGAAGCCUUUUUAGAGUGAGGUGAGGUGAAGUGAGCCUGGGCUGCUGGAAAUGCAGAGACAGGUGUUGGGAGGUGCUCCUCCGUGUCAAAAGGGAUCGCAGGCUAGCAGACAUCUCAAUUCCCGAUGGUUAUUUUUAUUUCUGGUGUAGUUCACGUCCCGGCGUGAUGACUGGGAGAGCUUAUUGAAUAUCCCGAGCCAGUGAUCCUGACUUGCCGGCUUAGGAUUCGAUGUGAUUGUCGGCCGUGUGAAUGGCAUGGUCUUCACACGUCAUUCCCAGUGCAUCAUCGUGAGUAGGUUUGAUGCAGUUGCUUGAGCAGUAAAGCAGCUGCCCCGGUGUCCGGAGGGGGAGGGAGGGAUGGAAGGCUAUAUUAAUCGGGGGCAAGAGGGAGCCAGGAGAGGGAGGAGGAUGAGAGGAAAGAGGCAGAAACAAGAAGAAGAAGGAGAAAAUCAUCCAACGGCUGCCGGAGUGAUCAAUUGACUUGAUCCUUUUCCAACAACGAGGGAGAACGAGAUUGGGCCAUUCACUGCUGAGAACAAAGGGGUCGGAGCGGAAUCCAAUUUCAAUGUAAGUUCAAAGAUGGGGAAGUGGCAAGAGCUACUGCUAUUCUAACCAACUUGGCGGGGAAGAAUAGCAACGGGAAGGGGGGAUAUCACAGGAAGGAGUACGGAGAUAUACCGGGAGAGCAGAAACUGACUUUUCUUGGCUUUAGAAUCCUUCACUGGCCGAGGCAAAGUACGAGUACUCGUGUCAACUUUCCUAUUAACUGCGGAUGGUACGGAGAUGCGGGUAUAGCUGAUCUGGAUCCCAGAAUUCAAGAUUGGACUCUCUUUUUUUCCCCAAACAAAAAAACCUUGGUUCCCAGACCUUGUCGGGUCGAGGUCCUACCACAAAACCACUGUAAUCAUCACCAAAACCGAGCACGCUCAAUAGCUACAACGGGCUUAGCGGAGCAAGUCUGAUAGUGGCCGCCCCUUCCCCGAAAAACUUUAUAUUAGAUCUUAUCUUUUUCCCAUUCCUUUUCUACCCCUCAUCCCCGCCUUUCCUUCUCCACUCAAGUAUUCAAGUCGCCUCAUCCCCGGUCAUUGCCCAUCCCUUCCACCCUCAACCAAACACUCGUUGCCUCCUCACGCUUAUUAUUAGCUGGGCUCACCUUCGAAGGUUGUGCUCCAGUCGAGCUGUUUCCCGCAGCCAACGAGGGUAUCCCCUUCUUCCCACAAAGCUUUCCUUACCCGCCUCCCCUGAAUGUCAAGAGCCGUGAAUCCCGGCCCACGCAACGUCAUAGACAGUGCAAUGACAGACCCGAGUCAAGAACCCGCACCAAAUACCACGCCAGUGAAGGAACUGGUUGUGGUGAACGCCACUGGUCGGCAAGCCUCUAGCGUCGUCCGGGUAGCCUCCGCCGUGGGUUACAAAGUGCGUGCACAGCUUAGGUCUCUGAAAAAGGAUCUUCAACUAUCAGCGGAGCUCAGGCUUCUCCCGAAUGUAACACUGGUAGAAGGUUCCCUUGAUGAUCAAACAUUCGUGGACAGGCUAUUCGUUGGUGCACAAUACGCAUUUGUCAACACUACGCCAUACGCAUGGACGGACGAGAUUGCAACUGGAAAAUCGCUUGCGCUCGCGGCCCUCAAGGCCGGCAUACGACACUACGUAUUCUCGUCGCUGACAGACCACUCGACGCAUGACCCCCCGCAGGAAUCGCUACCCCUCUGGGCUACCAAAUUCACGGUUGAGCAGUACAUUCGCCAAUUGGGGUUACCUUCUACCUUUGUCUAUGUGGGCAGCUAUCAUAAUAAUUUCUCAUCGAGACCCUAUCCGCUUUGGCAGCUGACUCCUAGGGCGGAUGGGGGCUUUGUGUGGAAAGCCCCCUUUCCGCCAGAUUACCCUAUCCCAUUCAUCGAUACGGAGCAUGACCUUGGUGCAGCCGUGAUUCAAAUUUUCAAGGAUGGAGUGAAGCGGUGGGGCGGACAGAGGUAUGCGUUUUCUUUUUCGCUUUCUUCCCCUCGAGUUUCAGCCUUAAGGCAUAUAUCGGUAGCAACUAACCAGAGCCGGCCGGGAUUUAGGAUUCCCCUAGCUUUUGAAGUUCUCACCCCAUUGCAAGUUUGCAGCGCCUUCUCUAGAGCUCUGGGAAGACCAGUAAACUACCAACCCCACCCCCUCGAAAUUCGUACACCAAUCCCGUCUGGGUAUCGGGACCAAUUGGAGGGGAUCGUGAGGGUGCUGUGCGAGCAGCGUGCUUCUUACUUCAGGCCAGAGAUGGAGGGCUCUGCAACGGAGAUUUCUCGAGCUCUCUGGCCCGGCUGGAGAGGCAUGGAGGAAUACGCACGGGAGGUCUGGCCAAUUGAGGAGAAGGCCAAUGGUGCAUCCUGGAUUGCGAGCGGCGUCGCGACGCCGGCUAGUGAAAUGGAAGGGGACAAUUAGUUUUCUUCUGAUUUCCUUUUCCAUUUUUUUUCCAUUCUCCUGGCAUUUGUCUUUUCUUUCCUUUUUCUCUCUCGCCUUGUCCCCAUGAUUUCCCAUUUCGCCCCCCCCCCCAUUUUACUUUCCCCUCUCGCUUCUGGGCUUAUUUCAUGGCUUUCUGCGUUUAGCUCCACGCAUGGUUUUGACUGGAGAGUUGGGGACAGGGGGUACACUAAACCGAAAAGUGCUUGCUUUUGCUCUCUACUUUUUUCUGGGGUCUUUCCGUUUUUCCCCUUUAGUAUUCAUGUUAUUAUUUUCGCGAGUCUGCUACUACCUGUAGGAAGGGGUGCGUUCCUUCUCUCAUGCUUUACAAUGUUGCAAAAAAAAAAAAAAAAGGGUCUCGCGGCGCUCUUGCUUUUCUCCUUUUUAUUCUUUUUCAUUUUUUUGCAUGAUUUUCAUCAGCUGUCCGUUGGAGGACGCGAUGGGGAGCAGGGUGAAGAAGAAGGAAAGGAAGGAAGGAGGGAUGAAAGGGCUUGUUUGUAAAUGUUUCUUCCUGGCCUUAAAAAAUAAACUUUUGUGAUAUU
Molecule: messenger RNA, 3700 nt
Organism: Tuber aestivum (summer truffle)
Lineage: Eukaryota; Fungi; Ascomycota; Pezizomycetes; Pezizales; Tuberaceae
Source: the annotation of a GenBank genome assembly